Molecule: messenger RNA, 2030 nt
Organism: Daucus carota subsp. sativus
Lineage: Eukaryota; Viridiplantae; Streptophyta; Magnoliopsida; Apiales; Apiaceae
Product: importin subunit beta-1
Exons: 2
Coding region: 16-1593 (525 amino acids)
Biological process (GO): protein import into nucleus
Cellular component (GO): nucleus; cytoplasm
Molecular function (GO): nuclear import signal receptor activity
Source: RefSeq, a predicted model, not a curated record
UCACCUCUGAUUCAAAUGUACCUGAAUCUGCUGAAGCAUGAUGAAGACCAAAAUAUUUUUAUAGCCAGCAAGGCCUGUGUUUGUCUUUUGGCUAGGAUUGUUAAGGAUGAUGUCCUGAAACCCGUGAUAAAUUUUAUCGAAGGAAAUUUUUCGAAUUCUGAUUGGCAGUCUCGUAAAGCUGUAGCCCAUGCCUAUUGCUUAAUUCUUGAAGGGCCCAGUAUCGAGAAACUUUUGGGAGUAGUAAAACCAACAUUAUAUAUUCUACUUCUUCUAAUGAAAGAUGAAAUCGAUCAUGUAAAGUACACAACUGCAUGUACUCUCAGUCGUAUGUUUGAGUUAUUGCAUUCUCCUGGAUAUUCUCUUAUACCUCUCAAAAAUUUUGGAUUUUCAAAAAGAGUUGUCGUCAUUCUGUUGGAAAGCUUAGAAUGUGCUCCUUGUAUAUCCAAAGAGAUAUGUAGAUCUAUAUGUGCCAUUGCUCGUACAAGUGCAUUUCUGUUGUCUUCUGAUCUUCCCAAUAUUGUAAAAUCUCUUGUACAAACUGCAGGUAGAAGAGAUGGUGACUCUGAACUCCGUGUUGUUGCAUAUGAGACCUUGAGGGUGGUGAUUGGAUAUUCUGCUGAAAAAGAUUUCUGUGAAAUAAAAGAUCUGCCUGCUGUUAUGUUCGAGUUGUUAGAGACAGCUGUGCUUAAAACUGGAUCAUCAGAUGAUAGGGAAAUACAAGAACAUUUGCAAGCUUCAGAUUUACAAGCUUCGUUUUUUGGAGUCCUUCAAGUAAUUAUUCGGAGGAUGGGUGAUGUUGAUAACAUGGAGCCUGUCAUUCUCCAAGUUGGUGAUAAGGUAAUAUCAUUGUUCUUUGGUUCCCAAUGCAGUGGACGUAAAGUACAAAAAGAAGAAAUGCUUGUUAUAGGCGCUCUAGCUUGUGCAGCUAAAACAGAGUUUGUGAAAUAUAUGCCAGACUUGUACCCGUAUGUGUUAAUGGGGCUGCAGAAUGUAGAGGAAUAUCAGGCAUGUUCCACCUCAGUUGGUGUUGUUGGGCAAAUUUGUGUUGCUUUGCGUAAAGAGUUUCUACCGUACUGUUCUUGUAUCAUGAUCCGUUUGAAGGAUCUCACUAGCAGUGAAGUAAAGAAGUCAGUAACACCUAUUGUUUUCUUGUGCUAUGGGAAUAUAGCUAAAUCGAUUGGAGAACACUUUAAGAAUUACUAUCAGGAUGUGGUAAAAAUAAUGCAGGAUGCUUCAGAUCUGCAUGUCUAUUCGGACAACAGUGAUGACAUGGUUGAAUAUGGGGAUCGGCUGAGGCAGAGCAUAUUUGAGGCUUUUACUUGUAUAUUAAUAGGACUCGGUGAUUCCAAUGCUGAUUUAUUGUUGCCUUAUGUUCCUUACAUGCUGCAGUUAAUACAAAAACACAAACCAAGGGAUAAGGGACGUAUGAGAACAGCCGUCAAAUUGCUGAAGGAACUAGCUGUUUGUUCAAAAAUUAAGGGAUCACUGAAGGUGCAUUCUGAUAUAUUAUUAACAGAGCUUCAACAAUCGGACAAUGAGGAGCUGAGGCAGACUGCAGCUUGGACACAACAGGAGCUUGGUGGAACUCACUGAUUUGUUGAACAAAAAGCCUUCUCUUCUCUAAUUUCUUUUUCAUUAGUACUGAAGGUCAGCACAGCAUGUUAUUAAACUUGGCUCUAGUCUAGUAUCAUUCAGUUGCAAGUUUUUGGGAUGCAGAUAUGUACUGAUCAUUAUCAAAGUGACUACAAUACUAACUGUGCUUUAAUUCUAGAAAGAGGUUACCUAGUGGGAUUUAUGUGUUAACUUGGCAUAAGUAAGAAUCCAAAUCUAUCAAGAUCUUUUUUCUUUCACAAUUAUCUUGUCAAGUCUUUGUUAAUGCAAAUGGUGGGUUAAAUGUUAGGGUUGCUGUUGAUUCCGCACUCGGUUCUUGCCCCUAAAGUUGCAGUGAGAUAACUUUCACUUCCUUUGUAUACAUAUGCUGUCCUUUUAAGCAUUCUUCUUAGGACCUUUGCUUUCACCUUAGUUCAAAC